AUGGGCCUGAGCCACUCUAAGGCUCACCCUAGGGUGACUAAAGUAGCACCCUUACAAAACAAAGGGGAAGAGAUGCCCUCAGCUUGCCCUGUGGUGUUUGCAUUCAAUCAGAAUCUGGAAGAAAAGAAUUCACAUUCCUUCACAAGUCUGCAGAACCGAACUAAAACUUUGGAUGGGCAGCUGCCACCUCUACGAGAGACUUGGUAUGGAAGAUAUUCUGCAGUGCCAACGGCCAUGUAUUUUGACAUCCCACUGGAAAAGGGAGAAACAAGUAUUAUUAAAAGGCAUCCACCCCGAAGAGUUCAAAAGCUUGAACCCAUUAACCUGCCGCAAGUAAUUACUUCUGAAAGGCUCCUGAGCCAGCACGAAGCUGGGACAACACACAAAACAAAGCAGGAACUGGAAAAGAAGAUGCAAAUACCAACAUAUAUUUCUGGGAAAAGACAAUAUUUACAUAAGAUGCAAAUGCUGGAAAUGAACCGUAAAAAACAAGAGGCCCAAAUGGAAUUGAAGAAAAGUCUUCACAGGGAGGCAAAAGUUAACAAACAAAAACUGAGGGAACAUGAGGCCAAGAAAAUUCUUCAAAGCAUCCCAAGAAACAAGGACCAUGACCUAACCUUAUUACCUGAUGAAACAGUGAACAGAAGACCAGGAAAUUCAUGGAAUGCAGAAUUUUUAGAACACCAAGCAGAGAAUGACUACUGUCCUCCCAAAAUUGGCAAAAUGGAAACAUGGCUCCAUGAGCAGGAGGCCCGGGGACAGCUUUUCUGGAAUGGUUCUAGCUCUGACUCAGAUGAAUCAGGAAAUGAUGAGAAGAAACCAAGAGCACUGGUGAGGACCAGGACAGAGAGAAUCCCACUUUUUGAUUACUUUUUUGAUUAA
Messenger RNA from Orycteropus afer afer, 882 nucleotides. Lineage: Eukaryota; Metazoa; Chordata; Mammalia; Tubulidentata; Orycteropodidae. The record is from RefSeq and is a predicted model, not a curated record.